Tupaia belangeri chinensis (Chinese tree shrew) is the source of this 1907-nucleotide messenger RNA. It is a transcript of the gene PLA2G12A, whose product is annotated as phospholipase A2 group XIIA. NCBI's taxonomy places the organism in Eukaryota, Metazoa, Chordata, Mammalia, Scandentia, Tupaiidae. Bases 19 to 615 code for a protein of 198 amino acids. Gene Ontology annotation, cellular component: extracellular region. Gene Ontology annotation, biological process: arachidonate secretion; lipid catabolic process; phospholipid metabolic process. The transcript is spliced from 5 exons. Gene Ontology annotation, molecular function: A2-type glycerophospholipase activity; calcium ion binding. The record is from RefSeq and is a predicted model, not a curated record.
GGGCGGCCGGGCGCUGCGAUGGCCCUGCUCCCGCGGCCCGCGCUGGCCCUCCUGCUCGUCGUGGCCGCCGCCGUCAUGGGCCAGGAGCAGGAGCAGACCACCGACUGGAGGGCGACCCUGAAGACCAUCCGCAACGGCGUGCACCGCAUAGACACGUACCUGAACGCCGCCCUGGACCUGCUGGGCGGCGAGGACGGCCUCUGCCGGUACAAGUGCAGCGACGGUGAGGGCACCCGCGGCUCCGGGACCUCAGGCUCGAAGCCUCUUCCACGUUAUGGCUUUAAGCCCUCCCCUCCGAGCGGCUGUGGCUCUCCGCUGUUUGGUGUUCAUCUGAACGUGGGCAUCCCCUCGCUGACGCGGUGCUGCAACCAGCAUGACCGCUGCUACGAGACCUGCGGCCACAGCAAGAGCGACUGCGACGAGCAGUUCCAGGCCUGCCUCUCCAAGAUCUGCCGCGAUGUGCAGCGGACACUCGGGCUGGCUCAGCAUGUGCAGGCGUGCGAGACGGCGGUGGGGCUCCUGUUCGACAGCGUCAUCCACCUGGGCUGUAAGCCGUACCUGGACAGCCAGCGGGCCGCCUGCAGGUGUCGCCAUGAGGAGAAGACCGACCUCUGAGGGAGCCGCGGACAGCAGGUGACAGCGGGGACGAGGACGGAACGGAACCUGCCACCAGACUGCUGUUUCCACGGCAGGAAGCGGCCUCGUCCCCGUGGGAGGACAGUGCUGGGCCUUACACGGUCUGUACUUGCCAUCAGGCCUCACGGUGGGCCAGGGGCAGGCGGCGUGGGCACCCGCCUGUGGGUCUCCCAGCCCUCUCCCCUAUGCCAAACUCUCCUCACCAGUCUCAGAGACAGGUGGGGUCCAGGGGAGGGCUUCUGAAAGAACAGUAGUAGUUCCAUUUCCAGAGCCAUAUUUAGAAAAGAGAUCUAAUAUAAAGCGCAAACGUCAUUACAGUGUGUUCAACAUCCUCUCGUUUGGAAACAGGAAGGCCUUUGCUUAGCGUGCCACUUGUUUACUGUGACUCUUGACUGCACAUUUCGGCCCGGAGGAAAAGCUGGCCCUGGUGGUGAGCACCGUAAUCCCAGCUACUCGGAGCCUGCGGCAGGCUGGAGGCCAACCUGGGCAAUGCAGUGAGUCUGUCUCUUGGGAGAAAGAAAACCACACACACACACACACACACACACAAGCACAUGCACAUAUACCUGCGAGAAACUGACUUGAUUUUUCCUUUACUUUAGUUCUACAUAGUGUGUCACUCCCCUGUAGCCAGUGAACACAUGACUAAGCCACGCUUUUCUCAGGACUAGAUGCAGCGAGGUCUCCAUGGCUGUCUCAUAGUCUCGGCCGUCAGCCGGGCCUCUUGGGAGCGACCCGGGCAGCCUCGUGGUGCGGUCUGCCGUGAGCUGUCAGGGGCAAGAUUCAGAAGCACAGCCACUCCCCUUUCAAGAGCUGCUCAGGGGCCAGUAGGUCGCGUGGAACUUUAGACAGCUGGGUCCCACAGGGCCGACUCCAUGAUUCAAAUUCCAGACCCUGGAGCUUAAACAAUAUGCUGGGCGCACGCAUGCCCAAAAUCCUAAGAGAAAAAUGGAGAAGGGAUCGCAGCGUGGCCAUCCCUAGAGCAUGAUUUCUCACUUUCCCUGUCUCUUAGCACACGCGCCUGAUGGCAAAAAUUCUCAAAAAAAAAAAAAAAAAGAACCACUCAAAUGACAAGGGGGACUUUUUGCUAUGGCCUUUGCCAAAACUGGAGAGACAACGAACAGGACGACCGUACAGGGCGGCCGGGCACACAGUGCCUGAGCUGCUGCGCUGGGCUGGCCUCCCAGCUCUCGCUCCUGGGGUAGAAUCUGGGUCAUUAAGGACGAAACCUGUUACUCCGUGCAGCCUUAAUAAAAUUGCUCCUGCCAUUG